GCACAGUCCAGGACUGCUCACUCCUUCGGAACCUGCCGGAAAACGGCUCGGCGAGGCUGUCGGAAGGAUGGCGGGGGCACCGCUGCUGCUAACUUGGAGCAUCACGGCGCUGGCGUGGGGAGUCCAGGGGGAGGUAAAGUGCAGCCGCUCCAGUCAACACCGCAGCUUGUGUUUGCAGUCAAUUCUGUUUAUCGCCAGAGGUGAAAAUGUUUGGGGAAAAAAAAAAUAGCAGAAAAUUCAACUGACAGAUAGAUUAACUUAAUGGUAAUGUAGAAUUGAUUAAAAAAAAAAAAAAGAAAAAGAAAAACAAACAAAGUCUCGGAGCAGCAAACAGCGGUUGACUCAUUUAUUACGUUGUCAUUGGAUGUCCCCCACCGCCGCCCCUCCUGAUCGUUUUCUACUUUUUGGUAUCCAGAAACAAAUAUCAGGCAGCGCCGCUGUAUACCUGGGUCAGCACCGAGACGUGUGGAGGCCGGCGAUCCACCUCGCGGUCAACCUCACCAAGAUAAGAGAACGAGUGGUGUGGUUCUUCUGCAGCAUCAAGUCGUCCUUUCAGCUCCGGACGUACGACCCGGAGGGGACCAUCUUCUACGGGGACACCAAAAACGGCAGGGACUGGUUCAUCUUGUCCCUGAAGGACGGCGUGCCGCUCAUGCAGAUCAGCCGCGGCGGGGUCCUCGUCAACGUGGCGGGCGGCCCCAAGCUCAACGACGGUCGCUGGCACACGCUGGAGCUGAGCAACCGUGGCCAUUUUGUUAUUCUCGAGGUGGACGGCUCCCGAGGGCUGGUGGUGGGCCUGCAGUCUGAUACCAUAGAGGAGGUUCUUUCAGGGUCCCUCAGACUGGCACUGGGCGGGAUCCUGAUUCCGAAGGAGAUGCUGUUUGUUCAGUUUGAGCCGCAGAUGGACGCCUGCGUGCGGGAAGGCAGCUGGCUGAACCUCAGCAUCCCCUGGGAGACGGACGCCGACGAGCUCCGGCCGUGCUAUCAAAACAUCCGACCCGGCAGCUUCUUCCCCGGGAACGGCUUGGCCACUUUCAACGCUUCGGUUUUUCUGACGGAGCAGGAGCGCGGCAUGACGAUCGAAUUGUGGGGCGAUUUCGCGAAAAUGGACGGGACCGUUUUAAGCAUAAGGCCGCCCGGCCGGGCGCUCACAUUCGCUUUAGUCACCGAUAACAACACUAAGGAAGUCGCACUGGUUUUUGACGGCCAUAAACUGAGUCUGAAAGAGAACUUCAAGAGGCUGCAGAUGACUUUUGGGACCGACUCGCUGGAAGUGCGACACGGCGGGCACGAAUCAAAGGUCCCGUGGGAUUUCCUCAGCCCGCUUAAGAAAUCUGGGCUUUUGAGCACAUUGAGAGAAACCCACGUGGCCAUCGGCGGUCUCCUCGGGGAAGAUGACGCGGGCUCCCGCUUCUUGAGAGGCUGCCUGGAGAAGGUCCAAAUCCAAGGGAAGGAUGUGGACCUGGAUCAGGCAGCAAAACACGAGUCCAUCUCCUCUCACAGCUGCCCCGUGUGAACUGCAAGACUUGCUUUGAGAAAUACAAUUUUGUAAUUCAGGCUUUUGAAACUGACAUAUUCGGGAUAAUUGUGCGAGCUGGGCUAAAAAUUAUCAGCCGUGUACAGUAAAUGUUGAAUAAAAUGCUUCAAUCUUGGCCUCAA
Syngnathoides biaculeatus (alligator pipefish) is the source of this 1659-nucleotide messenger RNA. RefSeq names its product sex hormone-binding globulin (gene shbg). The transcript has 7 exons. The record is from RefSeq and is a predicted model, not a curated record. Gene Ontology annotation, molecular function: steroid binding. NCBI's taxonomy places the organism in Eukaryota, Metazoa, Chordata, Actinopteri, Syngnathiformes, Syngnathidae. The coding region runs from base 365 to 1516 and encodes 383 amino acids.